Cadophora gregata is the source of this 636-nucleotide messenger RNA. RefSeq lists its product as uncharacterized. Gene Ontology annotation, biological process: regulation of Ras protein signal transduction; regulation of proteolysis. Bases 1 to 636 code for a protein of 211 amino acids. The transcript has 3 exons. Lineage: Eukaryota; Fungi; Ascomycota; Leotiomycetes; Helotiales; Ploettnerulaceae. The record is from RefSeq and is a predicted model, not a curated record. Gene Ontology annotation, molecular function: peptidase inhibitor activity; phospholipid binding.
AUGUCUCUUGAAACAUACUCUCAGCAACUAGUCUCCACACUUUCCAAAGUGGGACUUGCACCAGGCUCAAUACCUCUCAUUCCAAGCACCUUCAAACUCUCCACAAUACUAGGUAUAAAGUUCGGUGAUAGACCCGUGACAUACGGAGAGAUAUUCAGGGUUAGCGAAUGUAAAGUUGCACCCACGAUAUCGUUCGCACCUGAGGAAGACAAAGAUGCAUCCACAAGUUACACUCUCCUGCUAGUUGAUCCCGAUGCGCCAACACCAGAAGAGCCCAAAUUCGCUUUCUGGAGACAUUGGGUUGUUUCAGGCCUUGAACCAUCAAAAGUUGUGCCAGGCUCCGUUGCUACCGAACAAGCUGUGGCUUCAAAGGCGCCGUUAACUGAGUAUCUGGGCCCUGGACCAAAGGAUGACUCCACGCCUCAUCGCUACCUCUUCCUACUCUUUCGAGAGCCAGCAGGUGGCCUGUCGCUCUCAAAGGCAGAUGUAGGAGGUGAAGAAUUUGUUGAUCGUCGAUCAUUCAAAGCUGCAGAGUGGGUAGCAAAGCAUGGCUUGGAACUUGUAUCUGUGAACUGGAUGUUGGGUGCCGGAGACGGAUGGAGCGGUGUUGCGCCUGGUCAAGCGAAGGAAUUAUAA